AUGCACCCUCACGCGGUACAUGCCCAUCCCCACCAAGUUGGGGUGGGCAACCUCGCAUUGGACGACGACCUCUACUUCAAUCAGGAGUACUUUGACCCUGGGACAAAUAAUCAAGCCGAUCUGUAUGGGCAAAUGGACCUACCCGGGUUCUCGCCACGACUGGCGCGACUGUCCGGCGGCAGCAGCGGGUUCUCGCUCUCGGGCGGCAUGAGCGGCUUUCUGGGCUCGGGCGGCAGCAACGAGCUCUGGUCCCUCGGCUCUGGCGCAGCACAGCAGCAGCAGCAACAGCAACAACAGUACAACGUCGGCGCGGGAAUGGGCAACGGCAGCGGCGGCAUGAUGAUGGGCGGCUACCCCGGCCACAUGCAACCGUCGAUGCCCUCGCAGGUCGGCACCCAGGGCACCGUGGUGAUGGGCCAUCAGGUCCCUCCGCCACUGGUGCACCACAACGUGACCUCGACCCCAUCGCCCGGGACCGACGGCGAGCAUCGCGACAGUGACCCGGGUCCGUGCUGUUCGGGUCCGGUGAUGGUGUCGCUCUACCACCGCACGCGCACGGCCAAGGGCUGGUCGCUCAUCAGCGCCAACGACGAAGUGCGCGUCACCAAGGACCGCGGCAAGGUCAUCAAGCUGAGGGCCGAGUGCAAGUGCGCGUUCGCCAAGGAGGACAUCGAGGUGGAUCUGAUCGAUCUGAAGGCCGUGCGCGCCGACAACACCAAGGACGGCAUCCAAGUGGUGUCCAUGUCCAUGCCCCAGCAGGUCACCCUGCCCAACGGCGAGCAGGUCACCGGCAUCGACAUCGAGGUCAAGCUAUCCAAGAUCUGCAAGCUGCUGCAGUUCCGGGUGGCGAUCAACAGCGGCAACUACUGCGCCUGCGUGGGCACGUCGGUCGAGUUCACCACUCACAACAGCGGCACCAAGCCCGUCACCGCGUCCAAGUCCUCGCCCACCUCCUCCUCGCAGCGCGUGCCCACCGCGCCCGGCCAGUCGCCCGCCGGCGCCGCCUCGUCGUCGUCGUCGUCGACCCCGCCACGGCCCCAGUUCGUGCCCGGCGCCCGGGCCUUCCCGGCCACGCCGCCUCCGCCGCCGCCCAAGCAGCAGCUCCACCACUCGCAGCAGGGCUUCCAGCCCGAGCCCCGGCCGGUCCCCCAGGCGCCGUCGUCCCAGCAGCACCACCAGCAGCACCCGUAUCAGCAGAUGCAGCAGAAGCCGCAGCAGCAGCAGCAGCAGCAGCAGUACCACCAGCAGCCGCCGAUCGGCGCGAGCGGGCUCACGCACUCGUCGUCGCCGUCGAGCUACAGCAGCCCGAUGUCGGACUACAUGCAAAUGACGGACAUGUCGGGGGCCAAGAAGCGGAAGAUCGAGGAGUCGGCCGUGGUGCCGCCGGAGCUGAUGAACGCCGUGGCGAGCCGCGGCCGGGGCGAGACGGUGGUGGUCAACGGCGGGCUGGACGUCGAGGGCAUCGUGCGGGCUGACGCCUUCCUGCAGUACUCGGACGUGCGGCUCAAGACCGAGAUCGAGGACAUCGUCGACGCGCUCGACAUCAUCGCCCAGAUCGACGGCCACCGGUACCGCUGGAAGGCCGACAACCCCAAGUUCCCCGAGCGCGGCGGCGAGAUGGCGAUCGGCCUCAUCGCUCAGGAGGUCCAAAAAGUGUUACCCGAGGCGGUGGUGGUGGACGAGGAGGGCUAUCUGUCGGUGGCCUACGCCGAGCUCAUCCCGGUGCUGAUCGCGGCGUUCAAGCAGCACCUCGAGAGCUACCAGAACAACAAGGAGGAGUUCAAGAAGGAGUUCGAGGCCAUCCGCGGCGAGCUCAGGGACAAGAGCAACCGCCUGAGCACCAAGGAAGAGCUCAACAUACUCACCCGGCAGAUGAACUGUCUCAUCACCACUGUAAAUAACCACAAGAACAAUCAGGACAUAGAGAAGGGCGAACCGCACGUGCGGGCCGAGGCGGAAAGAAAGAAGAAGCGACGGAGGAGGCUCCUGAUUGGCGGCGCGAUCCUGCUCGGCCUCCUGCUGCUCGUGGUGGUGGUCAUCUGCAUCGUCGUGCCGGUGGCCGUCCUCGCCGGCGGCUCGUCAUCAUCGAGCUCCAACGGCAACGCCAAUGGAAACAAGAAUGGCAACAGCGCGGCUCGAUCACUACGGGCCUAUUCAGACCAGGGCGGGACCGGCUGGAGCGAGGCCGUCACGCAGCACGACCGAGGGGAGAGAGGCGGAGGGAUCGGCACCACCGCAGCAUCGGCUUCGACAACAGCACCAACAGCAGGGUCGACGGCCAGUGAGCGGCGGAGUAAAGAGCCGGCGGUGCGGUGGACGGCGGGCAGAUGA
This is a messenger RNA of Acanthamoeba castellanii str. Neff, 2331 nucleotides long. RefSeq lists its product as uncharacterized. The record is from RefSeq and is a predicted model, not a curated record. Bases 1 to 2331 code for a protein of 776 amino acids. Gene Ontology annotation, molecular function: transcription coactivator activity. The transcript is spliced from 6 exons. NCBI's taxonomy places the organism in Eukaryota, Discosea, Longamoebia, Acanthamoebidae.